Molecule: messenger RNA, 1839 nt
Organism: Pleurotus ostreatus (oyster mushroom)
Lineage: Eukaryota; Fungi; Basidiomycota; Agaricomycetes; Agaricales; Pleurotaceae
Exons: 3
Coding region: 1-1839 (612 amino acids)
Source: RefSeq, a predicted model, not a curated record
AUGACAAUGGCGCGGGGCGAUACUAAAGCCUUCGAACGCUUUACGCUAACGACCGACUACUACGAAGACUACGAAAGUAUGAACAACACUCUGCUAUCUACUUGCCUGCGGAGGCAAGCGCGCACGCGCACGCGCAGACUCCACGCCCAACCACACAUCGCCACUCUGCAGAUGAUCCCCGAGCUCGAGGAGGACGCCGCCUCCAGCUCAGGCUCCCGGGCAUCGUCGCCCGCGCCGCGCUCCGUCAAGGCCAGCCGCCGGCAGGGGAACGUCAAGCUGUCGGACAUACGCAUUGUGAGGGAUAUCGACGUGUCGUGUGGGAGCGGGGAGGAGAGGUGGGUGUCGUGGGCGCUGGAGGGGUACGGGGAGCUCGAUUUGUGUUCGCCGCGCCCGGCGCCGUCGCCCCCUUCGUCGCCGUCCUCGCAUUCCUCGUUGUCGCCCCCGUCGUCGCCACCGUCUGCAUCUGAUGAAGAGGACUUUUUCGCGAGUCAGCAGCUCCAGCGCAUCCUCCCGCUUUCUAUCACGAAAAUCAACAGGCCCCUUCCCCAGGAGCCACAAUCCGUCACAGAGCAGCAACGAGAGUCAGACGACGCGGAUGAAGACGAGUUUGACGUUUCCGCCUACUACUCGUCGCCAUCUUCCGACGAUGAAAGCAGCGACGACGAGGCAGGGUACUACACACGCGAGCUGCAAGAUAUCCUCACUCUAUUCCCCCUCUCCUCUGCUUCCAUGCCCUCGCCAACUACGAUUGCACGCCCCGAAUCUAUGAUUUUCCCUUCGUCUACAAGUACUAAUGAAAAGCGGGCGAGUCGACCCCUGCCCACGCCUCCCCGCUCUUCCUCUUCCACACCAUCAUCCUCUCCUUCGCCGUCGCCUACGACAUCCAAACGUUCAAGCACGGGCAGGACUUACGUCAUCCCAUCGCGCCCUCCUCCUCCACCCCCAACCCACCAGCGACGCCGCCCGCCGCCCCGCGUAUCCGUCCCCUCCGACUUUGACCUCGACUCCAACACCUACGAAUUCGAGUUCGAUGACGCAACGUCUCCCUUCCCCCCAUCGCCGCUCUCCAUCGUCACCCCGCCCUCGCCCUCGCCUUCCGACCAGUCCGACGUCGACGUCGACUUCCCGCUCGCCGACAUGGACAUCCGUUUCGAGCUCGACGUGGAUAUCGAUCUGGACGUGGACAUGGACCACCCGCUGUGCUUCCCCGAGUCCCUGCCCGUCACCCCCAUGUCCCCCGCCACCUUCGACGCCUACCACAACGACGAGUACGCCCUCGACAGCACGCACCACGAUUCUGACCUCCUCCCGCCCUCGCAGACGCUCAAAUCCCGCUGGAGCUCGUCCACGCUCUCGUCGACCUACUCCCAGCACUCCCCCGCCUCCCCCAAGCACAAGAAGAAGCACUCGCGCUCAGGGUCUGUGCUCUCCGCGUCCAAGCUGAAGUUGUACUUCAGCGGUGGAGGGCGGAAGAGCCUGGACGCGAUGCCCUCCACCCCGCGCACGCCCUCGACGCCACGCACCCCGAUGUCGCCCAGGAUGGCGUCGGCCUCGCGGGUCCCGUCGACGCCGAGCACACCCAUGACGCCCAGGACCCCGCUUUCGUACAGGUACGAAAGCCCCCCGCCUACCACGCACCGUCCUGCCCAUGCGCACACGCACACACACGAGUACGCCACCCGCAAGAUCCGCCGGAGCGCCUCCGUGACGUCGCACCACUCCCUCUCGUCGUCGUCGUCCUGCUCCUCGAGCGGGUGCAGCGACGUGAGCAGCGCGAGCAGCAGCGGGAGUGGGCUGCGGAGGAAGCCGAUCCCUGUCGAGAUGUUCUUGAGGAACUGA